Molecule: messenger RNA, 2198 nt
Organism: Zingiber officinale
Lineage: Eukaryota; Viridiplantae; Streptophyta; Magnoliopsida; Zingiberales; Zingiberaceae
Product: nuclear poly(A) polymerase 3-like
Exons: 10
Coding region: 129-1874 (581 amino acids)
Cellular component (GO): nucleus
Molecular function (GO): RNA binding; poly(A) RNA polymerase activity
Source: RefSeq, a predicted model, not a curated record
CACUAUCCUUUCUACCAUUUCAUCCCCUUUUUUCUCUCUCCGCCUCCUCCACGACUCGACCUCGCUCUGCCGUACCCUCGCCGCCCAUCGCCGCCGCCGCUGCUCUCCCUGAUUCUGCCUCCUAUUUUAUGGCUUAUGCCUCCUCGGACGACAGAAAGAUCGUCUCGCCGCGUUGGAACUCCAAGCCGCUCGCCCAUCUCAUCGAACCCCGAACCCUAAUCCUUCCGCCGCCAGCGCAUCCGCCGGUGGGAUACUUGAUCGCCCUCGGUCCUUCGCUGCGCGCUGACCCUGACGGGGCUGUCUUUCUUCGCAAGCAGGCCUUGGUCCCCGUGAAUCCCAAGGUCGUCCCUCCUCCUGUGGUCCUGCGCUUGAAUCCUGCGUUCUUGGCGCAGAUGGAUGAGAAAAGAACGGGAUCGCUUCUGAAGUUUAUGGGAGAUGAGAGUCUGUAUCCGUCCCCAGAGGAGGAAGUGAACAGGAAAAUUGUGAUUAAUCAGCUUAAACAGAUAGUCCGGGAAUGGAUAAAGAAGAUUGCUUGGCAACAUCGUCUACCUAAGACUGUGAUUUAUCAAACAAGUGCAACUGUUCUUACAUAUGGUUCAUAUGGUUUAGGGGUUCACGGUCCUGAAUCUGACAUUGAUGCAUUGUGUGUUGGUCCGUAUUUUGCCACCAUGGAGGAGGACUUUUUCAUUGUUCUGAGAUCAAUGUUAGAAGGGCGAGUAGAAGUUACAGAACUCCAGUGUGUCAAGAGUGCAAAAGUCCCAUUGAUGCGUUUUAAGUUCAAUGGGAUUUCAAUUGACUUUCCUUAUGCGCGCCUUUAUGUUGUUUCUGCUCCUGAGUGUCUGAACAUUUUUGACCCGUCCAUAUUAGCAAAAAUUGAUGAGACUAGCUGGAGGAGUUUGUCUGGUGUUCGUGCUAAUAACCGCAUCCUUCAACUAGUUCCAAAUUUGAAGAAUUUUCAAUCUUUGUUGCGGUGUGUUAAAUUGUGGGCAAAAAGGCGCGGAGUUUAUUCACAUUUAUUUGGGUUCUUUGGAGGAAUUCACUUGGCCAUCCUUGCAGCCUAUGUAUGUCAGAAAUAUCAGCAUGCAAGUAUUAGUGCUCUCUUAUGCCUUUUCUUUGAGACCUUCUCUAAAUGGCCUUGGCCUGAACCAGUAAUUCUAAGAGAUCCAUUGAUUCAGUUUGGACAUCCUGAUAUGCCGUCAUUUAUGCCUAUCAUGAUGCCUUGUAGUCCAUUUGACUGGUGCAACUCUAAUAUUACAAGAAGCACUUAUACAAAAAUUGUUUCUGAGUUUCAGCGUGGAUAUUCCUUGACUAGGUUGCAAGAUCCAGAAGGAUUGAAGUUUAAAUGGGAAAGUUUGUUUGAAGCAUAUCCAUAUAAAACAGAGUAUACUCAUUUUAUGAGAAUUUUUCUUGCUGCUCGAGAUGUGAAUCUACAAGAUUGGGCAGGCUGGGUGAAGUCACGGAUCCGAGCUCUCCUGCUGAAGCUGGAAAUGGUAAUCAAAUAUUGUGAUCCAAACCCUACAGAAUUUGUUGAUCAUGUUGUAGCGGAGCCUAAUGUUGUAUUCUAUUGGGGCUUGUCGCCUGAUGGGGAGACAAUAGACAUUGAUUGGUUGAAAGAGGAGUUCAUGAAGAGUGUUAACACAGAUCAUUUACCUGAUGUCAACCAUAAUCUCUGCAAGCUGGAUUUAGAACUUGUACAUAGUUCCCAGCUCCCUAAAGGCCUAGACUUUGAUGCUGGUAGUGCAAGAUGGUCCAAACCACACUGGAGAAUAAGAGAUAAUAGAGAAUCGCGAAUACCGCUCUACUCCCAACAUCUGCCACAUUAUUUUGUUGGUCAUGCGGCGGAUGGAGAAUACCCUGCUGCUGCUGCUGGCUAGUUGUUUCUUUUUGUUGGUCAUGCGGCAGAUUGUGGCUACUACAAUUUUGAGUAUCCAAUUGUACGCCCCUCUCAGCACUGCCUAGAUAGAGAACAGAUCAAUAUGUUUUGAGAAAUGGUUAAUCUCUCAAGUGCGGUCUUCCAACUAAUCUUCUACAUUGCCUGUAAAGAAUGAAUGAACGUCCUAGAAAUUGACAAAGGAUCUCAACGUGUUGUCUUUUGGAUGUGUUGUUUAGCUGUCUAUAAUAUACUCAUUUGAAAAAUAGGAUUAUGUUUUGAACAAAGAAGUUCUUGGUGUUAUGCAUGCGUGUGAUUUAUUCUGCAA